Molecule: messenger RNA, 330 nt
Organism: Penicillium alfredii
Lineage: Eukaryota; Fungi; Ascomycota; Eurotiomycetes; Eurotiales; Aspergillaceae
Exons: 1
Coding region: 1-330 (109 amino acids)
Source: RefSeq, a predicted model, not a curated record
AUGCAAUUGACAAGCCUCUUGACUGUCUGCGUGGCCGCCCUGGCCAGCACCGCGGCUGCCAUGCCCCGGAUUGCCGGCCCAUAUCAUGGCGUCCGCGUCCCCGUGCAUGUCCCUCACAAUGCGACUAGCUCAGCCCACAAUGCCACGACGACGAGCACGCGAGGGAAAAAGCCCCUGUCAACGGGACUCUCGCAUUCGAAAAACAGCACCGGCAGCCACGGCUCGCACAGCUCUAACGUGGCGAACGAGGUGAGCCACUGCCAUGAAUUGUGCUCUCUGGAGGCGCAGACGUGUACAAUUGCAGUGCCCGAGGAGGAUGCCUUUUGGUGA